Molecule: messenger RNA, 327 nt
Organism: Fraxinus pennsylvanica
Lineage: Eukaryota; Viridiplantae; Streptophyta; Magnoliopsida; Lamiales; Oleaceae
Source: the annotation of a GenBank genome assembly
AUGAGCAAAAAGCUAGAAACGGAACUCGGUUACUCAGACGAACGUCGGACAGAGACAAACCUCCCGACUCGUGAGCUGCAGACAUCAGUGGACAUACACUCGACAUAUGCAGAAUCUGCCAUGAACAAGAAUUUGAAACCUCCAAUAGUUUGGAAGCUCCCUGUGCUUGUUCUGGAACUGUCAAGUUUGCACACAGAGACUGCAUACAGAGAUGGUGCAACGAAAAGGGAAACACGAUUUGUGAUAUUUGUUUACAGGCUGCAGUUUCCCCUGUUCAAUAAUUUUGGUAGAAUUAUUGAAGUUCUUCGAAGUUCUAAGGGAACCUAA